CCCCACCUCCAGCCACACUGUGUCUCCUUGCUCUUUCCUGCAGCAGAGAGCAGAAGGCAGUUCACCUCUGCUCUCUGAGGUCUGGAAUCCUGCAAGCCCUGAGUAUCUGAAGGCUGGUCUUAUGAAACUACAUCCUUCUCUGGUUGUGUGAUUGAAUGGGGCGCUCUUAAGUUUCACCUCAACUAAAGGGUUUGGGGAAGAUCUCCAGUACAGGACUGCAUUUCAAAAGCCUAAAAAGCCCAGAAGAGAAAGGCAAAACAACUUGAACGUGAAGAAAUGAAAUCCCAGAGGAGAACUACUUUGUGCUUCAUGUUUGCUGUGAUUUAUUCUUCCCAAGCGACACUGAACUUAGAGUCUGCUGUCCAUCCUUUGAUUCUCCAAGAACAUGAACUAGCUGCUGUAGAACCACUAAGGCAAAAACGAGCAGUUGCCACGAGUGGUCCUGCCAUGGAAGAGUACACUGUUGAUAUUGAGAUCAGUUUUGAAAACACAUCCUUCGUGGAGUCUAUCAGAGCUCGCUUGAACAGCCUCAGUUUUCCAAUCCAAGGAAACAACACUGACCCAGCUACUGAUAUUUUAAGCAUAGAGCUGACAACUGUAUGCAGGCCCACUGGAAAUGAGAUCUGGUGCUCCUGCGAGACAGGCUAUGGGUGGCCUCAGGAAAGGUGCCUCCACAGUCCCACUUGUCAAGAGCAAGGCAGCUCUCUCCCAGGGCACCGUUGCAGUUGCCUUAGGGGACUUCCUUCAAAGGGACCUUUCUGCCAGCUCCAGGAAGCAGAUGUUACCUUGAGAAUGAAGGUCAGACUAAAUGUGGAAUUUCCAGAAGACCUUAAGAACACAUCCUCUGCCCUCUAUAGGUCCUACAAGACCGACUUGGAAAGAGCGUUCCAGGAGGGUUACAGAAUUUUACCAGGCUUCAAAUCGGUGAUGGUGACAGAGUUCACCAAGGGCAGUGUGACUGUGUCAUAUGAAAUCCAGAGUAAAACACCACCACCUGGAUUAAUUCAGAAAGCCAACGAGCAAGUCAUACAGACUCUUAAUCAGACCUACAAAAUGGACUACAGUUCCUUUCAAGGGGUGCCUAGUAAUGAAACUAAGUUCACUGUUGUACCAGAAAUCAUCUUUGAAGGGGACACAGUAACCCUGGAAUGUGAAAAUGAAGUUUUGUCCUCCAAUGUGUCUUGGUACCGGGGAGAAAGACACAUCCAGAACAGCAGCAGAUUCUCCAUCUACACCUCGAUGCCCAACAACAUAACCUCAGUAUCACGCCUCACCAUCCACAACAUCACUCAGGGUGACGCGGGUGAAUAUCUUUGCAAACUGAUAUUGGAUAUUUUCGAGUAUGAGGCUAAAAAAAAAAUAGAUGUGCUACCCAUCCGAAUUUUGGCAAAAAAAGAAAUGAAGGUGAUGUGCGACAACAAUCCUGUAUCUCUGAACUGUUGCAGUGAGAGUAACGUAAAUUGGAGCACAGUAGAAUGGAAGCAGGAAGGAAAAAUAAGCAUUCUAGGAAUCACAGAAACAAACCUAGAUUCUAAAUGCAGCAGAUUCACCCUCAAGGCUAAUGGAACCCAGUGCCCAAGUGGGUCAUCUGGAACAACAGUCAUCUACACUUGUGAGUUCAUUGGCGUACAUGGAGCCAGAGGCAGUAAGAACAUAGACGUGACAUUCACCUCUGUGGGAGAUAAUUCCAGCCACAAAAGGGAAGUGCACGAGUUCCUAAGGCAUGUGAUGGAAGUGAGUACAGUUCAGAGCACCACCGGGAACAGCCUAGAAACAAGUAAAGCCCAGGAGCAGCAAGCCAACCUGACCAUAACCCCGGACCUAAUUUCUGUUUCUGAGGGACAAAGCUUUUCCAUAAAAUGCACCAGCGAUGUGAGUAACUACGAUGAGGUAUAUUGGAACACUUCCGCUGGAAUCAAAAUAUAUGAAAGGUUUUACACCACGAGGAGGUAUCUUGAUAGAGCAGAGUCAGUGCUGACGGUGAAGACCUCGACCAGGGAGUGGAACGGAACCUAUCACUGCAUAUUUAGAUACAAGAACUCAUACAGUGUUGCAACCAAAGAUGUCACUGUUCACCCGCUGCCUCUAGAGCCCAACAUCAUGAUUGAUCCUUUGGAAGCUAGUUUCUUAUGUGGAGACUCCCAUUCCUUCAAGUGCUGCAUAGAGGAGGAUAUGGACUACAAAGUUACAUUCCAGAUUGAUUCCUUGUCCUUUCCGGCAGCAAAAGAAGUUAAUGGGAAACAAGUGUGCUACAAAUACAGUUUCAACACAAGCUCAGUUUCCUCGUGUUCAAGAAAUGUUGAUGUGUUUUGUCACUUUACCAAUGCUGCUAAUAAUUCAGUUCAGAGUCCAUCUAUGAAGCUCUCUCUGGUUCCUGAGAAGAAUAUCACAUGCCGGGAUCCCACAAUAGGCGUCGGGCAGCCAGGAAAGGUCAUCCAGAAGCUAUGCCAGUUCUCCAACGUUCCCAGCAGCCCUGACCGUACCAUUGGAGGGACCAUCACUUACAUCUGUGCAGGCUCAAGGUGGAAGGUGAAGAGAAAAGACUGCAUCUCUGCUCCAAUAAAUAGCCUGCUCCAGUUGGCCAAGGCUUUGAUCAAGAGCCCCUCUCAGGAUGAAAAGCUCCCUGCCUACCUAAAGGAUCUUUCUACUAGCACAGGCAAGGAGGAACAGGAAAUCAGCUCAUCACCAGGGAGCCUGGGAGCCAUUAUUAACAUCCUUGAUUUGCUUUCAACAGUUCCAACCCAAGUGAAUCCAGAGAUGAUGAAGGAUGUGCUGUCUACUGUGAACAUCAUCCUCAGUAAGUCCGUCUUGAGCACCUGGAAGGUUUUACAGCAGCAGAAGACCAACCAGAGCUCCCAGCUACUGUACUCCGUGGAACGGUUUUCCCAAGCCUUACAGUCUGGAGAUAACACCCCAUCGUUCCUCUCCCACCCCAAUGUGCAGAUGAAGAGCAUGGUGAUAAAAUCUGGCCAGACGAAUAUCUACCAACAGAAUUUUAUUUUUGCAGACUCUGACCUCUGGGGCAACGUGGCCAUUGAUGAGUGCCAGCUGGGACACUUGCAGCCAGACUCAUCUAUUGUCACGGUGGCUUUCCCAACCCUCCAUGCUAUCCUUGCUCAGGAUAUUCAGAAAAAGAAUUUUGCAAACAGCUUGGUGAUGACAACCACCCUCAGCCACAAUCUGACCAAGCCGUUCAGGAUUUCCAUGACUUUUAAAAACAACCAUCGCUCAGGAGGGAAUCCCCAGUGUGUCUUCUGGAACUUCAGUCUCGCCAACUCCACUGGCGGGUGGGAUAGCAGUGGGUGCCGGGUGAAAGAAGUCAAAGGGGACAGCGUGUCCUGUACCUGUGACCACCUGACAUCGUUCUCCAUCCUCAUGUCCCCUGACUCCCCAGAUCCUGGUUCUCUCCUGAAAAUACUACUAGAUAUCAUCUCUUACAUUGGGCUGGGCUUUUCCAUCUUGAGCUUAGCGGCCUGUCUGGUUGUGGAAGCCAUGGUGUGGAAAUCGGUGACCAAGAACCGGACUUCCUACAUGCGCCACACCUGCAUAGUGAACAUCGCCACCUCCCUGCUCAUUGCUGAUACCUGGUUCAUUGUGGCCGCUGCCAUCCACGACCAUCACUACCCACUCAGCGAGACGGCCUGUGUGGCUGCCACCUUCUUUAUCCACUUCUUCUACCUCAGCGUCUUCUUCUGGAUGCUGACGCUGGGCCUCAUGCUCUUCUAUCGCCUGGUUUUCAUUCUACACGAUGCCAGCAAGUCCGUUCAGAAGGCUAUUGCCUUUUCUCUAGGCUACGGCUGCCCCCUGGUCAUCUCAGUCAUCACCGUGGGGGCUACGCAGCCGCAGGAAGUCUACACAAGGAAGAAUGCCUGUUGGCUCAACUGGGACGACACCAAGGCCCUGCUGGCCUUUGUAAUCCCAGCCCUGAUCAUUGUGGUGGUGAACGUGACCAUCACCGUUGUGGUCAUCACCAAGAUCCUGAGGCCUUCCAUUGGAGACAAGCCAAGCAAACAGGAGCGGAGCAGCCUGUUUCAGAUCAGCAAGAGCAUUGGUGUCCUCACGCCACUCUUAGGGCUCACUUGGGGUUUUGGUCUUGCCACUGUGUUCCAGGGGAGCAAUGCCGUCUUCCAUAUCAUAUUCACCCUCCUCAAUGCCUUCCAGGGAUUAUUCAUUUUACUGUUUGGAUGCCUCUGGGAUCAGAAGGUACAGGAAUCUUUGCUGAACAAGUUUUCAUUGUCAAGGUGGUCUUCUCAGCACUCAAAGUCAACAUCCAUAGGUUCAUCUACACCCGUGUUUUCUAUGAGUUCUCCAAUAUCAAGAAGAUUUAACAACCUUUUUGGUAAAACAGCAGCCCCAAAGGUCCCCACAGGCAAAGACGGAAACCUUGUUAGCAGUGGCAGUUCACGAAACUGAUGGAACGUACAAUGUCUCCACCCCAGAAACAACCAGCUCCUCCCUGGAAAACUCAUCCAGUGCUUAUUCAUUGCUCAACUAAGAACAGAAAAAUCCAACCCACAUGACCUCCUGGAACCGGUGGACAUGAUCUGAGCAAGAGACCCUUUUAAAGCUAUGGGUGAAGUGUUCUCUCUGCAGGCCUCUGGGAGCAGAUGCUGAAGAGUCUUUUCCACUAGAAAAGAAUCUUUCUUUUGUAAAGACAGAUAAAAGUAAAGAUUAUGUUUAUUUUUGCUCCCCACCCCCA
Ictidomys tridecemlineatus (thirteen-lined ground squirrel) is the source of this 4699-nucleotide messenger RNA. The record is from RefSeq and is a predicted model, not a curated record. NCBI's taxonomy places the organism in Eukaryota, Metazoa, Chordata, Mammalia, Rodentia, Sciuridae.